Dichomitus squalens LYAD-421 SS1 is the source of this 855-nucleotide messenger RNA. RefSeq lists its product as uncharacterized. The record is from RefSeq and is a predicted model, not a curated record. NCBI's taxonomy places the organism in Eukaryota, Fungi, Basidiomycota, Agaricomycetes, Polyporales, Polyporaceae. The coding region runs from base 313 to 771 and encodes 152 amino acids. The transcript is spliced from 5 exons.
AGCAAUUUGUUCUCCACUCCAUACGGCGAUACCCAUUGAUAUUUGGACCAUGGCGCAAGCGGUUCGACGGGGAAAUCGCAACUGUCUCAAAGCUUUCUCUCGCGGUCGUGGACAUCAUACGCCGUUCUCCACACACCGCAUUCCGGAAGAGAAGUCGCCGGAUUAUACAGGCGCUGAAUAGCACCGAUGUGGAUGCCAACGUUGCGCUGGAGCACUUACUACAAGCGGUCCUAGGCAACACGGCAGACGAAGACCCGGUACAAACCAAAUGCGUAUUAGCCGAACCAAAAGGCGAUUUUUACAAUCUAGACUAUGCCGAUACCCUCUCUCGGGCGCUUGAACGUAUAUACAAGGCGAUGCCAAGGUCGUCGCGGCGUAGGUAGCAUCUUCCCCGAUAAAGGUUAUGGAAGGACCGCCGACAAAGACGACUUCGCACUGUCAGAUUGUCCAGAUUUGCCUCGAAGUGAUGAAGUCCUCGAGAACGAUCAGUCCUCCGAUAUUAGACUGUAUCCUCUAGCCAAACCCGACCUCUGGCUUGACGAAGAUGCGGAGACACUCGGUGGAAGUCAGGAAGGCGGUGACCCUUUCACCCACGACGAUGCCAGUCUGGUCAAUGACAUCGAUAUCUGGGUCUCCGACGAAGCGGAGUCCCUUGCCUAUGCUCCGCUGGAAAGUUCUGAUGACUUUUGGGACAGCUCACAAUCUACGACGCUCGACGUUUGUCCUCGUUGUCUGUCCCUGCGUGCGUUACUGAUUCACGAUUAUCGAUGACACGUUUUCUCCAGGAUCCGAUGCUAGACUGGGAGGACCCCCCGGCCUUUGAUUCGUCUCGGGCAUCCUAUACGACAGGACAGG